Crotalus tigris (Tiger rattlesnake) is the source of this 5054-nucleotide messenger RNA. RefSeq names its product shisa family member 2 (gene SHISA2). Lineage: Eukaryota; Metazoa; Chordata; Lepidosauria; Squamata; Viperidae. The coding region runs from base 1329 to 2213 and encodes 294 amino acids. The record is from RefSeq and is a predicted model, not a curated record. Gene Ontology annotation, cellular component: endoplasmic reticulum. Gene Ontology annotation, biological process: negative regulation of Wnt signaling pathway; negative regulation of fibroblast growth factor receptor signaling pathway. The transcript is spliced from 2 exons.
AGUCCGUGCGCAGCACCAGUAGCUCCUGGCUGCCGCGUCAGGAACCUCCGCUAGGAGUUUUGCGAUUGCCAGCUGGGAGGAUCGGAAGGUAAAGUACAGGCGAGAGCUGCUUCUGGGCUCCUGCUCGCCUCUCCAAACCAGAGGAAACAGCGGUCGAUUGGGAACCGUGCCGGGCACGGCAGGGAAGAGAGCGCGGGAGCGGGAGAUUGCGCUCCAGAGCGGCUCUUUCCGACCCCGCUCCGCUAUUCCAGCUAGACAUUUCCACGAAGCUCCAUGGGCAUAAAGGAGUUCGACCGGGAUCUUCACUUUCGGAUAUGGGGACUUCCCUCUCCGGACUUAGAGGGGCAAGAACUGGGAAGAUGAGAAGCUGCUGAAGGUGCUCCUGCAGCGGGUGCGAGCUGAAAGCCAGGCGCGCGAGAGAGGGGGCGGUGUCCCUCUCCAGCCGCCAGGUCGGCCCCUGAACCCCUUCCCCAGUCUCCGCCAGCCACGCGCACCGAGGGAUCUCCGGGUGUGUUAUGGUUCCCGGAGUGCUUUGCUCAGUACCGCUUGUCUGGGAGCGGCCGCCCCAAGGUCGCCUUUCCUGCCUUUUCGUUUCUAAGAGGGACUCGUUGCCUCGGGCUCUGCCUCCCGGCCAAAGCGAAGGUGUUUCCCCUCCUCCGGGCUGGGAUAAUUGCGCCCUCGGGUUCCCUCGUCGUGUCCACGUUUCCAGCAUCCGCGGUCUCCCUCGGAUUUAUGACAAAGCGACUCCCGCGCGAGAUGCUGAAGUUCCUCCACAGCCAAGAGUUUGCGGGGCGACCAAGUGGGGCUAGAAGGCCCUGCUUCGCGAAGUGACUUGGCAGAGGAGGAGAACCGAAGAGUCAGUUUUGGAUUCCGCUGGGCUUCUCCGCCUCCCGUUGGUGCCGGCCAGGAGCGGGUGGACUGCGGGGCUGUUUACCUCAGCCCAAUCCCUUCGGCAGACCGCUCUUUUUCUUGUCCUUUGGUCUUUCAAAACUCCUUCCCCCCUUCUCCCCCCCCCGUUCCUGACCAGUUGCUGUAGCGAGGUGACAGCGAGUUGGCACUUAGUUCGGGGCUCGUCUGUUAGUAGCACCCACCCCCUUGACACUCUACGCCUGACUUCCCAGCGGAGCGCGUCUUCCGUGUCUCCCGAAAUCUUUAUCUCUUUUCUUUCUCUCUCGCGCGCGGGCACACAAAACUUCUCUAAUCGCUGCCUCUGUCAAUCCAGGCAGCCAGAAGAGGGGCGGGCAGCCUGCGUAGUUGACGGAGCCUCCAAAUCGGGGGCAAGAGCCGCCGCGGCUCUCCGCCCGGCCGCCCUCCCGCCUCGUGGUGCCAUGUGGCGGGGCCGGCCUUCGCAGCUGCUGGCGGCGCCCGGAGGGCGGCUUCUGCUGCUGCUCCUGCUGGUUGGACUGAGGGCGCGGGGGGCGCUGGCCAGCGGCGAGUAUUGCCACGGCUGGCAGGAUGGGGCGUCCUGGCGGGAAGGUUUCCAGUGUCCGGAGCAUUUUGACGACGGCGACGCCACCAUUUGCUGCGGCACCUGCGCGCUUCGCUAUUGCUGCUCUCGGCCGGAGGUCCGCCUGGAUCAAGGCGUGUGCGACAACGACCGACAACAGGGCGGAGCGGAGCACGGCCGGCCGGACAAAGACGUGCCAGACAGCGCGGCAGUGCCUAUUUAUGUGCCAUUCCUUAUUGUGGGCUCUGUUUUUGUGGCAUUCAUUAUUCUGGGAUCCCUCGUAGCUGCUUGCUGUUGCCGGUGCCUGCGACCCAAGCAAGAACCACAACAGAGCCGGGCUCCUGGAGGGAAUAGGAUAAUGGAGACAAUUCCCAUGAUUCCAAGUGCCAGCACUUCCCGUGGAUCCUCCUCACGUCAAUCAAGCACAGCUGCCAGCUCCAGUUCAAGUGCCAACUCUGGUGCCAGGGCUGCCCCCACCAGAUCACAAGCUAACUGCUGUUUACCAGAGGGGACCAUGAAUAAUGUAUAUGUCAACAUGCCAACUAAUUUCUCAGUGCUGAACUGCCAACAGGCCACACAGAUAGUGCCUCAUCAAGGGCAGUAUUUGCACCCCCAGUAUGUGGGGUAUGCUGUGCAACAUGACUCUAUGCCCAUGGCCUCUGUCCCACCUUUCCUGGAUAGCCUGCAAAGCGGGUACAGACCAGUUCAGUCGCCAUAUCCCCACAGUAAUAGUGAACAGAAAAUGUACCCUGCAGUGACUGUGUAGCUCUUCAGGAGGGAAGGAAGGAAGAAAUCAAAACAGUCAACAGUGAUGCAUCAAGCAAAGGAGUAGUAACAACAAACUCUACAAAGCAACAAUUUGUAAAUAAUUUUGGAAAACCUGUGCUUCAGACAGUAUUUAUUCCUGGUUUUCACUGGAUACAGUAGCAAAAAGCUGUACGAAGGAACUAGAAAUGGUAUUUUUAGGUAAUGCCUCCAUUCCAGUGUAUAAUUUAUAAUGGCUAAGAAUUACGCUGAAGGAGGCACUGAUAUUUCUAUUACCAAACUUGCAUAAAUGAUUAAAUGCCCCUCAGGUACUUCCCAUCAGCAGUAUUUGCCUAUUGAAUAGAAGACAUUUUGUAAUUUGACAAAGACAAUAUUUUAGGAGUGUCUUGUUUUUAACCUUUUUGUCCUUGGUACAAUGACUCUUCAUAUUGCUGUACUGACAAUCAUGCUUCACAGUAGUAGGUUAAAUGGUGCAAUGCUUGUUAAUUACAGUCCUAGGAACUUAUUGGUUAGCUCAGUGGUAAAAUUGUAGUCAUUCCACUGUAGGAAGUCCAUAUUCAUAUCCUGGUAUCCAUCUUCCUCCCCCCUUCUCUUGAGUUCUGCAGCAGUUGAUUUGAGAGAUCUUCUGCUGGAGAAUCUGGAGAGCCAUAAAAAUGGGCAAAUAAACUGAUCUCAUGUGGCAGCUUCAUAUGUUUUCUUUUCUCAUAAUGCUUAUUUUCCAAUGGACUUGAAGUUUUGAUUUAUAGACUGGGAUUUUAAGGAAAUAAACCAGCCAUGCUCGUUUCAGAAACAAGGAAAAUGGGAUUUAUUUCAUAACCUCCUUUUCCAGAUAGCAAGUCCUCAUUACUCCAUAAAAAUUGCCUUUCAAAAUGUUCUCACUAAGCCAGGGGUAGGCCCUACCCCUACACUAAGCAGUCAGCCACUGUGACAAACCUCCUCAGGAGCAUGAUUAUGUCUGUGUAGUCCCUUGGAUUAUGGCCAUGGUCAAUGCAGAAAUAUUAUUUAUCUCAGGCAUUUUCAGAUCACAGUAAAUUAUUCCAAAUAAAAUACCCAUGAAAGCCCUAAUAUCUGUUUUAUUAAUCUGUGAAUUUCAGUGUUUGCUCACAAAGGCUACUGCAUCCUUUGAAAACUGCAUGUGGGAAUGUCAGUAAUAUGAGAUUUGUGGAUAGUAGCCAAUACUUCAUCGAACAUGUUCCUAACUCCUUUUAUAUUUGAAUGAAAUACAAAAGUCACAUCUAUAUCAAGACUUGACAUGGGCCUGAGAAAGGGGAUUCCUAUUUAAUAUGAGUAAAAAAUAACCACAUGCUUGGAAAAUCCUAUACAAGUUUCAACAUGGAGUCCAAAGGAAGAUUUAAAUUAACAACCACAAGAAGAAUUAUAAAUUAACAAUAACAUUAUAAAAACAUUACAAUGAGACUGUGACAGUCCACAGACAUGUAAACAUAUUUUGGAUAGAUUGGAUAGUUCUUUAUGGAAGUUAAAAAGUUUUAAAUGGCAUUAAAUCAAAAAGUAUAUUGCCCUAUACUAACUGAUCUUUUACAAUAUCUCAUCACCCUAGUGUUACAGUAUAUUUAAUAAUUUCCUAUAGAGGUUUAUUAGCAGUGACAUUGCAUUUGAUUAAUAAAUUAGCUCUUAGCUUGAAAAUAUCUUUUUGGUCUGAAUAGAUCAAUUUGGCUUAAAAAUAUGCGGUGCUUUGGAGCUAAUUGGAUUAGAUUCACUAUCUUCUCAGAGGUAGAAUAAGUUUUUCUAGCUGAAACUAAAGUUGAUGAUCUUGGGCUGCAAUCCUCUAUAUACAGAAUUAGAAGUAACUCCAGUUGAUAUCAGUUGGGCUUACUUCUAAGUGCAUAGAGCUGCACUUUCUCAUCCUGAAAUUCAUUGCACAUGUCCUGUAACUUAGGUGAAAAUCAGGUGAAUCUUUUGUUUACUUAUUUGGAAAAAAAAUAAGUUAAAUUGAAAGUAUUGUAGAAACUAAUUUGCAACUAUUUGGGAGAAAUGCUUUUCAUUGAGAAAUUUAUGAAUGGGAGAAAGUUCAUUUUAUAUUUGUUGAUUUAGAUUAAACAUAAAGGCUUGAAUUAUGGAAUCAAAUUGUUUCUGAAUGUCACAAUAGUGGUAUACAAUAGAAGAAUCGCAUGUCUGAGAAUAAAUGGAACACUUAGUAAAUGAUUCAACACUAAGCAGAAAAUAAAACUUUCCUCAAGGAUGUGUGAUAUAGUAGGAGUGAUGCACUUAAGAACUGUAGUAAGGCAAGAAAAGAGAAAGUAAAAUGUAUGAGUGAUGAAUGAAUGUUAUUGAAUAUGAAAGUGAGUGACCAGUAUGAAAGUAGUAUAUUGAGGUGGUAUGUACGUAUAGUGAGAAUGAAUGAGGAUCCAAUUGCAGAAGGAACUACGAAAUAAGAAUGAUUGGUUGAGACAAAGGCUAACACCUACAAAACUGUUUUAUGUUUGAAUUGAUGAGAUCCUCAGAAAAACAUGAAGUAUAAGGAACAAAAGGCAAUGUAUGAAGCAGCGUAUGAAUAUGAAGCAAGCAAGGACGGUAUGCAAACAGAAAAACCUGGGGGAAUUAAAUGAAUAGUAUUGGUAUAAGCUAGUUUUCAUUAUGUUUUUUUUAAUGUAAUUCUUUUAAUCUCUUUGAUUUAUUAGGUCUUUUCUGUGCUCUGCAUAACUUUGCUAACCCUGAAAGGGAAAAACAUAAUGUGUAUUUAUGUAUAUACAGGGAAAUGCUUUGAGCUGUAAUAAAAAUGAUUUGUGAUGUGGUGUUUUUUACGUCAUGUAAAAUAAGUAAAAUAUUGUUAAUGUUCAGUUUAAUUUUUAAAAUUUCUUAAAGAGCAUUUGAGUGAUUCUUA